AUGUUUAUUUUAAUGUUGAUUAUAUUAACAUAUGCGUAUAAAUGUGUGACGGCUGACUUCGACCGUCAUAAUUAUUGUAAGUAGUACGGACUGACAACACUGUAAGUAUAUACGUGGUUGAUACAAAAUAAAUUAAAAAAAAAAGAAAAGAAAAAAAAAGGUGUGGAGUAUCGGUGGGGGGGAGGAUGGGAGGUAGGGAAGCAGGCAGUACGUUAAUGCGCGUUUAUUAAAUGCGUGUACACAUCGGGCUGUAUACAUAUUUAGAUGAAUUUUUUUUUUUUUUUUUUUUGCAUUUAUCAGAUAAAUGCAUAAACUAUAUUUAUGAUACUUGUAAGCACAUCAACCAACGUACCUUUAAACGAAAAGAAAAUGAAAACAGAAAAACACAAGACCUUUGAAGAUAGGCAGGCAAGCAGACAAUGUAUGUGGUGCAUAUAUGUGCAACGAAUUUUCAAAAACAAAACUAUAUUCGCGUUAAAAAUUUAUACUUGAGUGAAAGACUGAUUCACAGCUAAAUAGGACCGCAUUAUUUUUUGCCACAGAUCAUAGGGGUGGAUGAUCCGCUAUCUGACAUUUUUGUGAAUCAAAAACAAAAGGAAAAGCAAAAGCAAAAACGACAAAUACGUUAAUGCAAUUAUAAUUUGUAUAGAUUCCUUAUUGCCAAGUCCUAAUCUCUAUGACUCUCCCUCUCUCUGAUUAGCUUUUACUUAGUUGAAUGACUUAAUGAAUGGAAUAUGAAAAAGCAUUAUGAGCGAGUUGUCUCUUGUUGUUUAUUUUCCAGUUUGUCGGCAUAUUUGUUUUUAAAAGGCAAUCCGAGAGUGCCUUAAUUUCAUAAGUAGCACACGGGAUAAUCAAUUUAAUAUACGUCCAAACAAGCGGGGAUAAGACGACAGAAUUUUGAGCCGCACACAAACAGAAUUACAAAAAAAGUAAAAAAAAAAAAAAAAAUAAUCGGCAUCGUUGUGUCGGCUAUAGUAGAGUUGGUGAGGACUGCGGUGGCGAUGACAACUGCACACUCGCAUAUACAAAUAUAAAGACGCAAUGGCAGAAAUAAAUUUUCGCGCAAUGAAUUUAAAAUAGUUGCAUUUUCCUUAAUAUACAGGAUAAAAAUAGAAAAUGCAGAAAAAAAGGAAAAAAGAACAAAUAAAUAAACGAAAAUAUCGCCUACAUUUAGAAAUAUUUAAGCAGAAAACUACAAUAACUAAACAACAUGUUAAGAGAGUAUAGCGCUAAAUACGACGGUUCGGUUUAAAACGAAUUUCAAAUACAAUGUGUUGGACAAAACCAAUAGAGAGAGAGGGAGAGAGUGAGGAGCCAUUUCUCGCAUUUAAUUGAAUUGAACAGAUUACAAACGAUAUCGGUACAAUUUCGAUAUAUUUUAAAUUUCAAUUCAUUUUAUUAUCUUAAGCAUCGUUUUAAACGUCCAGGAAAUGCAAACUCAAGCCUUCAAAGAGCAUACGUUUGAUUAGCAGCAAGCUUAGCAAUGCCUUAGCCUAGCUUUAGUUAGUGCAAAGACAAAUAUUUCUAAUUCAUUGAAGCGAUUGUUCCCAUUUUAAGAUUGGCCAUAAAAAGAACAAAUACGUGAAGAAAAUAUUUCUACUAUUGAUUAUAUUUCUGAGGUUUACGGUUGUGUUGUGUUAAAAGGAGGAUGACGGAAACUAAUAGUCCCUGGCAAAACGUACAAGGGGAUUGAAGUUUCCGUAUUAAAAAAUUUGCUCAAUACUACAUGGAUCGCAGAAAUGGCGGCGAUCCUUUGGCGCCUCCUCGGCCCCCUAAAUUACUACCUCGAGUUCAUCGUCCUAGGGCUCCAGAGCCAGCGAUGUUGAGUGAAUCAACAGCAACAAUAACAUCAACCACAUACACAAGAACAACAGCAGCAGAUUCUGCUACAUUAGACACACCUCAAUGUACAAAUCAAACACAAUUAAGUAGGAAUAAUAAUAACAAUUUGAGUCAAGAGCAACAACGGCAUCAUAAUAGUAUUAAUAGUACAUCAUCGACUGAAUUAGCACUACCACCAGCAACAGUAGCAAGUAGAGCAACGGCAACGGCUACUAUAGCAACGUCAUCAUUACCACUUGAUAAUAGCAUUAAAUAUAAUAAUAAUAAUAAUAAUAAUAAUACGAACAGUAGACAUAGUUACAAUAGCAACACAUAUAAUAUUAGUAACGUUGAGCCAACGCCGUCGCUAAUACUGCAGCAUCAACUGGAUGAUUAUCAAAUUCAUCAUUUAACGUUCCUGCCUCAACGACCGCCUAGCUUGAGUAGGAAUAAUAGUCACGUCAGUUCGUCGUCAUCGACAUCGUUAAAUACAGUUAGUAACUCCUUUACGCGCAGAAGACCACCACCGUUAUUGGUUCCCGAGACGACGACGGUCCCAUUGCUUACUAUUACUGGCAAUAGUAGCAGCAAUAGUAACUUUCUUAGUCAUUUCCAUAGUGUCGAACCAGUAUCUACUUCACCAGUCACGCUGGCGCAACCUCGACCUGAGUCUGAACGACUCGCUAAUGAGUAUGUGGACACGCCUCUGCGCACAGCGCAACAGUUGCAAACAACGUCACGCACCCAACAUCCGGCUGGCGAGCAUAACAAUGGUCAAACGACGACACAUCAUUUGCUACUGUUACCGCAACGCGAAUUGCGACAGCAACAGCAACAGCAGCAACAACAACAACAACAACAGCACCAACAUUCGAACCGUCUGGCGGAAACUGCAGGUUCAGUCAACGUUUCGACGGGAAUCGAUGGAACGGAUGGAUUCCUACAUUCGCACCAGCAAUAUAAUAUACAUAAAGCACCAGUGCAUUCGUCGCCGAGCGCGAUAAUGAGGCCGGGUAAAAUAUCACCAACAAAUCUUACAACACCCGCCAUCCCAUCAAUUACUCAGCCAAUCACAAAACAACCCGCCUCGUCAACCAAUUACAAUAACACGUGCAAAUUUGCAAAAGAACUUCCAGCAUUAGAUGAUUUACUCGACUUACAUAAUAUCGCAACGGGCAUCUCAACACCACAAGGCAUUGUAUCGGCUGUCAGUGGGGCGAGUCCACUAGGUGCACCUAUUAUCAUUGCUGGCAAUGGCAGUGAAGGUCCAUCUUCACUUAAUCCCAUUACGUGUCCGCAAUGCGAUCGUUGUCGUUGUGAGCAAUGCCAAAGUCCUCGUCCGCUACCGCAGACUUGGGUAUGCAAUAAAACCUGUCUCUGCAGUGCAGAAUCUAUCAUUGACUACGCAUCAUGUCUAUGCUGUGCAAAAGCACUUUUCUAUCAUUGUGCUCGAGACAACGACAUGGAUUGUGACGAUGGCUCUAGCACACCCUGUGUGGACAAUCCGUGCUCUUGUGGUCCUUACAAGAGAUCGCAAAGGUGGGGCUGGCUGGGCGCAUUAUCGCUUGUAUUACCAUGUCUGUGGUGUUACUGGCCAAUGCGUGGCUGUGCAACUAUUGGCGAGAAGUGCUAUGGUCGAUUUGCAAGACGAGGAUGUCGAUGUCAACAAAUCGGUUCAACAUCAAGUAUGCUACCCAUCACGUCGCCGCUUUCGGUUAAUGGUAACAAUGUUUUGAUAUUAAGCAAUGCGGCCAACAUGCAAGCAAACAACAAUGCCACCUCAAAAUCUGUGGAUCAUCACAGUGAUUGUAAUGCCAAUGCAAGUCGGAUUCUACGUAAAGGUGAUCUAACACCGGAAAAGCGUUUACUCGACUCAAAUGCCGAGUAUUAACGCCAAAUCCUAGGCUACACACGUAUAGCAGCAUUUACGCGUAAACAUGCUAGAAUCACCCGCUCAACUUCGAAACGUUGUGUCUAUGAAGAGCAUGUCAUUAUCAAAAAAACAAAUAAUAAUAAUGAAAUAAAUAAAUAAAUAAAACGUAUUUAAUAAAAAAAUAAAAAAAAAAAACAACCUCGAAAACAAUAUUUCUUGCAUUAUCAAUCGGAGAAAUCUCUUUUUUUUCCAAAGAAG
This is a messenger RNA of Glossina fuscipes, 3952 nucleotides long. RefSeq names its product protein sprouty (gene sty). The coding region runs from base 1727 to 3712 and encodes 661 amino acids. The transcript has 2 exons. Gene Ontology annotation, biological process: negative regulation of fibroblast growth factor receptor signaling pathway; animal organ development; negative regulation of MAP kinase activity. Lineage: Eukaryota; Metazoa; Arthropoda; Insecta; Diptera; Glossinidae. The record is from RefSeq and is a predicted model, not a curated record. Gene Ontology annotation, cellular component: membrane; cytosol.